UUCCAUUCAAUUUCAAUUAGCUAUACAUACUGCUAUUGCUUAUCUUUUUGAUAACUCAGUUGUAUUUGUUGACUAUUCGAUUGUUUAGUUAUUUUCAAUUUGCAAGUUUGUGAAUUGAGUUUGAUUCUAAGACGACUUUGCUUACAUUCAUUAUAAAGCUACUACUGGAUACAGUCUUAAUUAGUCAGCGUUAAUAACUAAUCAAAGGGCGAGUAAGGUAAUUUGAUAUUAAACCUUGUGCAACAUUGAAACGUAGUCAAAAUGUCUUUGUACCCGUCGCUUGAAGAUAUGAAAGUAGACAAUAUGGUGAGGGCCCAAAUGGCUCAACAGCAGGGUCCGCCAGCCUACCAACCGUAUCAGUCAAUAGGAGCUCCUGUUGGGCCUCAAGCGGCUCCCAGUGCACCAAGACAUGUUUAUCCAGCUUUAGGUGAAUACAUGGGUUUAGAGCUUUCAUCUGAUAUUAUUGCUCUUAACAUGCCUGAGUACCAGAUACAAACAGUUCAACCUUCGGGUGCAGUGUGUAAUAUAGUUGCACCUCUUUCAUCACAGUCACCCAGUUUAUUAAAAGCAACUGUUACUCAAGGAAUAAGACCAGUAAUUCUAUGUAAAGAUAAAGAUGGUAAAUGUGGAUUGCGAUUACAUUCAGUUAAUGGUGGGGUGUUUGUAUGUUAUGUUGCUGCUGGUAGUCCUGCUGCCCUAGCUGGAUUAAGAUUUGGUGACCAGAUAUUGGAGAUCAAUGAUGUUGCUCUGGCAGGAAUGACUAUGGAUCAAUCUCAUGCACUCCUAAAGAAAGCACCAGUUAAUGGUAUCAAAAUGGCAGUUCGUGAUAGGCCUUUUGAAAGGACUGUUACUUUGCACAAAGAUUCCCUCGGUCAUGUUGGCUUCCAAUUUAAAGAUGGAAAAGUAGUUGGUCUCGUAAAGGAUUCAUCGGCUGCUCGUAAUGGCUUGUUGACUGACCAUCAAUUACUUGAAAUAAACACUAUAAAUGUGGUGGGCAUGAAAGAUAAGGAGAUAUCAAAGGUUAUUGAUGCAAGUCCAUCAGUUGUUAAUGUAACAAUUAUUCCACACUAUAUCUACAAGCAUAUGAUAAGCAAAAUGUCUAGCAGCUUGUUCAAGGAACUGGACCGUACACCUGCUGUAUAAAAUAUAUAUUAAGCAGAUAAAUGUCUUUAUGGAAUAUUUAAAAAGAAGCACUACAAUUUAUCCAAUAGCUAUUCUAUUAAGCACAUAUUUUGAAUAUUUUUCAUAAUUAUCUAAUUAUUUAAGUCAUUAUUAUAAAUUAAUUUAAUUAUUCACAAUCACUUGAAUCAAAAUAUUUGGUAGGUGUAGAGGGCUAUGUUUGAGCUAUAACUCCUUUGUUUAGCGUGUCUUAUUUCGCCUUAGCUUUGGUGCUCCAUUUAUGGCUAUAUUAUUAUCGAAAUCAAGAUGUGCGACCAUCACUUAUUUUAGUUUUUAUAUUAUAAUGUAAUAGUCAGUAGGGGCUGUGAAGAUACUAGAGUUGCUUAUUUAUUUGUUCAGAAUUUAUCAAAACAAAAAGUUACUUUUUAAAUUUUGAGUCUUUUGUAAUAAUAUUAAUUAACCAUAGCAACGUAAUAUAUCUGUAUGUUAGUUUCAAUUGUGAUAAAUUUAAUUAUAAUGUGAUUACUUUUCACAUUAUAUGAUAAGAGUAUCAUCAAAUCAAUAUUAAAUUCAAAUCUAAGUAUAUUAAUGCAAAUAGAUGUUUAUAAGUGCUACAUUAUCCUUAUCAAGCAUUGACCCUGUUGCAGAUUGUUUAUUUAACUGAGCAAAAUGUUAAUUUAAACUUAAAUGUUACAUAUGCUUUGCAACAUAAAAUAUAUGAGAUAAUAAAUAAAUUAUGUAUGUUGCAUUAUAGAUCUUAAAUUAAAUUGUGUUGACUUGUUAAUAAAUUAAACAUUUACGAAUUUUAAAAGAAGUAAAGCCUUUAAUUUGAACUUAUAAUAGCAACAUUAUUAUCUUUGCACCUUAAGUUAAAUUCACAUUCCUGGAAAAAUUGUAUGAACCCUUUCUUAUGAAAUAAUGAACAAACAAAUUACUAGUUUGUAAGUAAAGAAUAUUGUCACGUUUUGUAUAAGAUAAAUUUAUAUUAAGCUGAAACAAAAAUAGAUAAAAUACCUGCAGACUGCAACUGGAAAUCACACAAAACUAUUUUUUAUUUUUUAAUAUUUUUUUCUAAAUUAGUUUAAUAUAUUUGUUUUAAGACAAGGUAAAUAAUUUUUAAUUAAUAUUUUGUGCUCGGUGAUCCAAAGAGAUUAUUUUUGUGCCAUUUUUUUUAUGAAAGAACUGUAAAUUUAGUUCAAACAUUUUUUUUGGGAAUACAUUUUAUUCUAAAAAGUAA
Vanessa atalanta (red admiral) is the source of this 2356-nucleotide messenger RNA. RefSeq names its product syntenin-1-like. The coding region runs from base 262 to 1143 and encodes 293 amino acids. The transcript has 4 exons. Lineage: Eukaryota; Metazoa; Arthropoda; Insecta; Lepidoptera; Nymphalidae. Gene Ontology annotation, cellular component: cytoplasm; plasma membrane. Gene Ontology annotation, molecular function: protein binding. The record is from RefSeq and is a predicted model, not a curated record.